GGUCCAACCAAAGUCAGCAAGGUAGACCAACUCUGCAGCUAGCUGCUGUUCUCUUCUCCCGCUUCCAGUUAAUUCCCAUUUCCAGGCCGAGAAAUCCUCCUCCUCCUCCUCCUCCUCUUCCUUCCCCAAUAAUAUGGAAAAACUGAUCCACCUGUCUCUGCUGCUUCUUCUCUCUUUCCACUUUCAAAUCGCAGGGGCCUCCACCCACAUCUACCCCUCCCAGCCCUUCCACGAUGUCGGUAAUUCUCUUCUCCUCUACGGUGGCAGCGAGGGCAUCUUCGCCUCUUCCCGAUCUUUCAUCAGGUUUGAGAACAUCACUCUCUGGAGAACAAUUACUACAACUGAUAACCGCCGCCACAGCAAUGGGUUAGUCCAAGCAGUGGUCUUUGAAGCCUCCGAUCGUAACAAUAUCGGUGGUUCAGCUUACGGCGGUCAAAGAUCUAUUUGCUGCACUCCGGAUCUGGCCAAGCUUCAAGGUUGUAAGCAGGGUGAGAUCAUUAGGAUUCCUUCUGCACAUGACCCUAGAUGGCCUAUCCUCUUACGUGUCCGCUUCAGAGGAAGACGUUUGUCUGCUAAGAUGGAAGACACUCAGAUUCUGAUCGGCAAGACUGGAAUCUAUAACCUCUUAUUCAUAUCCUGCGAUCCACAACUCAAGGGCCUCAAAAUGACCGGAAAGACUGUUUGGAAAAAUCCCGACGGCUAUCUCCCUGGUAGGAUGGCUCCCCUCAUGAAUUUCUAUGUCUAUAUGUCUCUCGCAUAUUUGCUGCUCAGUGCUGUCUGGUUCUUCCAGUAUGUGAGGUUCCGGAUGGAUAUAUUGCCGCUUCAACAUUGCAUAACUGCUGUCCUUGUUCUCGGAUUGCUUGAGAUGCUCUUUUGGUACUUGGAUUAUGCAAAUUUUAACAACACGGGGAUGAGGCCUUUAGCCCUCACUACAUGGGUUGUUACCAUUGGUGCUUUCAGAAAGACUUUUUCCCGCAUUCUCAUACUCUGUGUUUCCAUGGGAUUUGGGGUUGUCAAAUCCACUCUUGGUGGUCUCACCUCUAAAGUCCUCCUUGUUGGAGUUACUUACUUCAUAGCUUCUGAGAUGCUUGAUAUAGCUGAGCACGUUGGCAUCAUUGACGACAUGUCCGGAAGAUCAAAACUUUUUCUUGUCCUUCCUGACGCCUUCCUGGAUGCAUUUCUCAUUUUGUGGAUAUUUACCUCUCUUUCGAAAACGCUCCAACAGUUACAGAUGAAGAGGACCUCGGUGAAGUUGGAAAUUUACCGCAAGUUCUCAAAUGCUCUUGCAGUGAUGGUUGUUGUCUCUGUUGUAUGGAUAGUGUAUGAGGUGUAUUUCAAAGCAACAGAUCCAUUCAAUGAACGAUGGCAGACUGCUUGGACCAUAACUGCCUUCUGGGAUGUUAUUGCAUUCUUGUUGCUAUGUAUUAUUUGCUAUCUCUGGACCCCCUCACAGAACUCCCAGAGAUAUGCGUAUUCGGGAGACGUGGAUGAAGAAAACGAGGAAGCUCAGUCACUGACAGGGGGGAAGCAAGAAGGUGAUAUUAGCUUAGUUAAGCAAGAGAAGAAUGCCGACUCGGACAGUGAAGAAGAUGUCGAAGAAGAUAAGAGAGAGUGAGGAGAGUCGGCAAAGAAACGGCUAGGCAUCUGUGUUUGAUCAUGAGCUGAGGGAAGUAGAAAUAUCAGCAUGAGGGUCAACUAUAGCACAAGGCAACAAAGCUACGACGUCUUAAUACAUAUAUGUAAUUGUGUGUUUGUAUUUUAUUUUAGUUUAUUUUUUCUGAAGUACAGAUUAAACUUUGCAAUAUUCGAGUAUCAGUUUUGUGAUACAACAUAUGUCCUUACUGAAGAACCAACAUCUGAGUCAUCUAA
This is a messenger RNA of Camelina sativa (false flax), 1869 nucleotides long. RefSeq lists its product as uncharacterized. Gene Ontology annotation, cellular component: membrane; Golgi apparatus. The record is from RefSeq and is a predicted model, not a curated record. Gene Ontology annotation, biological process: transport. NCBI's taxonomy places the organism in Eukaryota, Viridiplantae, Streptophyta, Magnoliopsida, Brassicales, Brassicaceae.